This is a messenger RNA of Xylaria bambusicola, 3543 nucleotides long. RefSeq names its product MCM2/3/5 family-domain-containing protein. Lineage: Eukaryota; Fungi; Ascomycota; Sordariomycetes; Xylariales; Xylariaceae. Gene Ontology annotation, cellular component: MCM complex; nucleus. The transcript is spliced from 3 exons. The record is from RefSeq and is a predicted model, not a curated record. Gene Ontology annotation, molecular function: single-stranded DNA binding; single-stranded 3'-5' DNA helicase activity; ATP binding. Gene Ontology annotation, biological process: mitotic DNA replication; double-strand break repair via break-induced replication; DNA replication initiation. The coding region runs from base 171 to 3074 and encodes 967 amino acids.
CCUCUCUCUGCCUGGGUAGACAGGUCUAGGAACAUCUCGUUUUGUAGAUUCAAGCAUACCAUUCUGCCAUCGUUCGUGUUUGUGCGUCUGCUUACCGUUGUGCCCUUAUUUGAUACCCCGACUUCACAGAGUUUAGCAUCCACCUACCUCGAGGUUAUCACUACGCGACAAUGGCGACGCCAAGCGACGCCGGCUUCACCAUGUCGGACGCUCCUUCGGGGCCUGCGACGACCCCUAAACCGAGGCAAUACCAACGAGGUUCAUCAGCCCGGCCGCGGGCACCUCCAUCCGAGAGUUUGGCCGCCCCUAGCGACGACGAGGGCGAAGGAUUUGCUGAUGACCAGAUCCCGGGACACGUAAGGAGGCGGAACGACCCCUCUACUAUUCCGCGAGUCGAGGACAGGAUUGGCAUUACUGUGCAAGACCACUUUGAAAACUUCAUCGAAGAAUACAUCGAAGAUCCAGUUGCCUCGGGCCAACAACCUGGCUCAAGUAGAACCACUGAUAGGUUUUACAUCGCACAGAUCCAUAACAUGCGUAUAUACCAGCUUUCCACGUUUUACGUAAACUACGACCAUGUAGCCUCUUACCAGAACGGUGGGCUUGCCAAUGCGAUUAACACGCAAUAUUACCGAUUCCUCCCCUUUCUUACGCACGCUUUGCACAACAUGAUCGCCAAACACGAACCGCAAUAUUUCCGUGAGCACCGACAAGCAACUACGUCGAGCAAUCAGACAACGUCCGGCGCGAGCAAUGUCGGGUCCGCUAGCCAGUCUGAAACGCAAGGGAGCAAGACUGCCAAUCAACAAACUGACAAGCUUUUUGCCAUUGCCUUCUACAACCUGCCGCUUGUAUCAAGAAUUCGAAGCUUGAGAGCCAAGAACAUUGGCCAACUGCUUUCCAUCUCUGGUACAGUAACGCGAACAUCUGAAGUCCGGCCUGAAUUGUCCCUGGCAACAUUCACUUGCGAGGCUUGUCGUAAUACAGUGCCCAACGUGGAGCAGACUUUCAGAUAUACCGAGCCCACACAAUGCCCCAACAAUGAAUGCGGCAACCGCUUAGCAUGGCAGCUAGAUAUCCGGCAAAGUACGUUCGUUGAUUGGCAGAAAGUACGUAUCCAGGAGAACAGCUCGGAAAUACCCACUGGUAGUAUGCCCCGAACCAUGGAUGUCAUCCUUCGCGGCGAGAUAGUCGACCGUGCUAAGGCAGGAGAACGGUGCAUAUUUACGGGCGCGUUGAUCGUGGUCCCAGAUGUGAGCCAGCUUGGUCUUCCUGGUGUCCGUCCUACAGCUGUCCGCGACGACCGCAAUGCGCCUCGCAAUAACGACGUUGGCGGUAAUGGUGUUUCGGGUCUUAAGUCCCUCGGUGUGCGGGAUCUUACCUACCGCCUCGCUUUCCUUGCCAAUAUGGUAACCCCCGAUACGACGACUCCCGGACAAUCUGCCAGCAGACAAGUCAAUGAGAUCAUCAAUUCAAUGACACAGGUAUCAGCUGAAACUGCUGAGUCGGUAGAGGAUGCGCAAGCUGCAGUCCUGAACUCGAUGACCCCUAGCGAGAUUGAGGAGCUCCGUGAGAUGGUCCAUAGUGACCAUAUCUACUCACGACUCGUGAAAUCAAUCGCACCAACAGUGUACGGCCAUGAAAUCGUUAAAAAGGGCAUUUUGCUACAGCUGAUGUCUGGUGUUCAUAAGACUACCGCAGAGGGGAUGGCUCUGCGAGGCGAUAUAAAUAUUUGUGUUGUCGGAGAUCCAUCAACAUCCAAGUCUCAGUUUCUGAAAUAUGUCUGCUCAUUCGCCCCGCGAGCGGUGUACACAUCGGGAAAAGCCUCCUCGGCUGCUGGUCUUACAGCUGCCGUAGUCAAGGAUGAAGAGACUGGUGAAUUUACAAUCGAAGCUGGAGCUUUGAUGUUAGCGGAUAAUGGUAUUUGCGCCAUUGAUGAGUUUGAUAAGAUGGAUAUCGCCGACCAAGUGGCUAUCCACGAAGCCAUGGAACAGCAAACCAUCUCUAUUGCAAAAGCUGGUAUCCAAGCUACUCUUAACGCUCGAACAUCUAUCCUUGCUGCCGCCAAUCCUGUUGGUGGACGUUACAAUCGCAAGAUGACCCUGCGAGCAAAUAUUAACAUGUCAGCACCCAUUAUGUCACGUUUUGAUUUGUUCUUCGUCAUUCUUGACGAGUGUAAUGAAUCCGUUGACCGCCAUCUAGCCGAGCACAUUGUGGGUAUCCACGCGCUGCGUGAUAGUGCUAUCGAGCCUGAAUUCAGCACAGAGCGCCUGCAGAGGUAUAUCCGCUUCGCACGGACUUUCCGACCAGAAUUCACAGAUGAGGCUAAAGAGCGCCUCGUAACCAAAUAUAAAGAACUCCGUGCUGAUGACGCCCAAGGCGGAAUUGGUAAAAACAGUUAUCGAAUCACCGUUCGACAACUCGAAAGUUUGAUUCGCCUGUCCGAGGCGAUUGCCAAGGCUAAUUGUGUAGAAGAAAUUGUUCCUGAGUUUGUGGACGAGGCAUUUAACCUGCUACGUCAAAGCAUCAUUUCCGUUGAACACGAUGACGUUGAGAUGGAGGAUGAGUAUGACGAGCCCGAGGACGCAGCUGCUCUUAUUGCAGCAGCGGAUGAGGUUUCAGGUACUGCGGCUGCUGCAUCACAGACCAGGGAUGGCGAAGGUGACGAGACAAUGGGUGAUGACAAUGGCGAAGCUGAGGCUAGUGGCCCUGGUACUGGCGGACGCAAGAAGACAGCCAUUACAUACGAGAAGUACAUUGCGAUGGUGAAUCUAAUCGUCUCGCGCGUAAAUGAUGACGAGGCUAGUGGAGCCGGUGAGGGUGUUGACGGCGGAGAACUUAUUCAAUGGUAUCUUGAACAGAAGGAGGAUGAACUCGACGGUGAAGAGGACUACCAUCGCGAGAUGGGCAUUGCCAAGAUGGUACUGAAGAAGAUGGUCAAGGACAACAUUCUUAUGGCCGUACACGGCGAAGGCUUAGCCGACGAAGAUGCCGAAGACUCUCAGUCUGCAGCCGGAACCUCACAGAAGGUUGUCUACGUACUUCAUCCCAACUGCGCCAUUGAAGAGUAUUAAGAUUUUAUCGCAAAACCAAUCCAGAAAAUCGCCUGGGACUGAGCCUGGCCCAAUCUCUUUGACGACUAAGCUGCGAAAUGCGAUGGCGUGUAUAUUCCCGACGACGCCGUUGAAGAGGCAUAGCAUUGUGGUGUCCGGCGUUAUUGGCGUUGCUUUGCCAGAUGGUAUGAUACUAUGGGGACAAUGGGGUCAAUUUUGCAUGAUAGCUAGCUUGGUAGGUAUAGUUUCUUGCCAGUUAUAGGAGCCUUGUAGAUAAAACAGUUUGGACGCUUUUCUUAGAUGCCUAUAUGCGGAAGAAUUCACACGAGUUCUCCCGGUAGGUAGAAGACAGGUACGAAUCAUGGAUGAUAUCAAGACACGGGCAAAUGAGCGAAAUGUACGAACAUGAGAGACUUAGCUAGGGUUCCUAAUGUUGGCAAUACAUGUUGCCACAUUCGAUAGCUCAAAUUACAGUUUCUCCUUUAUUUUA